Meleagris gallopavo (turkey) is the source of this 1458-nucleotide messenger RNA. The record is from RefSeq and is a predicted model, not a curated record. NCBI's taxonomy places the organism in Eukaryota, Metazoa, Chordata, Aves, Galliformes, Phasianidae.
CCUUUCUCUCUCUCCCCCUUCUCCUUCUCUCUCUCACACGCACACCCUUUGCAGACCGUUCAUUCAGUGCCAGUGUCUAAUGGCACCGAAGUAAAUAGCCGAGCAUUGUUCCGGCAGUGUCAGAGCAGAGCGGGGCCAGCCUUCCUCAGAUGAAUUCCUCCUAAAUAGCGCCCGAGGGGGACGGGAGGGGACGGAAGAGGAGGGGGAGAGCCAGAGGGGAGAGCCAGGAAGACAGAGGAUAAGCAGUGUGUAGAAGAGGACGAAACUGCGAGCAGCUUCACGGCUACCUGUCAACACAUGCUGUGCUCCAUGGCUAACUCGGGCUGCCUCCUUGUCUCCAACUCAGGCAUGCUUCCUCACUCUCUCCCCUGUCCUCCAGCCUUCCUCUACCUCCAACAGGGUAACCAGGACGCCACGGCUCCGCCUGACGCGAUGGCACAGCCCUACCCCCCGGCCCAGUACCCCCCGCCCCAGAACGGCAUCCCCGCAGAGUACGCGCCGCCGCACCCCCACCCCACGCAGGACUAUUCGGGGCAAAGCACAGUACCGGAGCACGCCAUGACCCUCUACACACCAGCACAGAGCCACGCCGAGCAGCCGGGCUCCGACGCCAGCACACAGUCCAUAGCAGGGACGCAGACGGUACCGCAGACAGACGAAGCGGCACAGACAGACAGCCAGCAGCUACAUUCCUCAGACAACACAGACAAGCAGCAGCCCAAGAGGUUACACGUCUCCAACAUCCCCUUCCGAUUCCGGGACCCCGACCUGCGGCAAAUGUUUGGGCAAUUCGGGAAGAUCCUCGAUGUGGAGAUCAUUUUCAAUGAGCGGGGCUCCAAGGGUUUUGGGUUUGUAACUUUUGAAACUAGCACAGAUGCCGACCGGGCACGAGAGAAGCUGAAUGGCACGAUCGUAGAGGGCCGGAAGAUUGAGGUGAACAACGCCACAGCCCGGGUGAUGACGAACAAGAAGACUGCAAACCCCUACACUAACGGCUGGAAGCUGAACCCAGUGGUGGGAGCUGUCUACGGCCCCGAGUUCUAUGCAGUAACGGGGUUCCCGUACCCUGCCACGGGGACAGCUGUGGCCUACCGAGGGGCACACCUACGGGGACGAGGUCGUGCCGUCUACAACACGUUCCGGGCUGCACCCCCACCGCCGCCCAUCCCUACCUAUGGCGCGGUUGUCUACCAGGACGGGUUCUAUGGAGCAGAAAUCUACGGGGGCUACGCUGCCUACAGAUACGCGCAGCCUGCGGCCGCAGCAGCAGCAUACAGCGACAGUUACGGCCGAGUGUACGCAGCCGCAGACCCCUACCACCACACCAUCGGCCCCGCCGCCACGUACAGCAUCGGCACCAUGUGAACACGCAGCCGUUUUCCUUCUGGGACCAGGAAGGGCAAAACAAAACACACACACACACACACAUACACACACACACACACACGGUUUAAAAAA